Messenger RNA from Cheilinus undulatus (humphead wrasse), 2413 nucleotides. Its product is annotated as UDP-glucuronosyltransferase 1A5-like. Gene Ontology annotation, molecular function: UDP-glycosyltransferase activity. The record is from RefSeq and is a predicted model, not a curated record. Lineage: Eukaryota; Metazoa; Chordata; Actinopteri; Labriformes; Labridae. Bases 102 to 1700 code for a protein of 532 amino acids. The transcript has 4 exons.
UGAUGAUCCAUAAGACUGGAGUUUGUCCUCAAACAUUCAGAGGAAUGAUCAGAUAAACCAUCAGGCUGUAGCAGAGAGAGCUACUGUGACGUCUCUUGAUCAUGGAGUCCAUGCCGGUUCAGCGUGUUUGUGGAGUAUUGGUGUUACUCGGUGUAUGUUUGGUGUCAUUCACUCCAUGCUGCGAUGGAGGAAAUAUCCUGGUGUUUCCUUUAGACUGGAGUCACUGGAUCAACAUGAAGAUCCUGCUGGUAGAGCUCCACACCAGGGGACACAACAUCACAGUGAUCAGACCCUCCAACAGCUGGUACAUCGAUGAAAAGUCACCUCUCUAUACCUCUAUUAGCUUCCCAACCAAAGAAACAGAGACUCCUAUUGAUGAUUACAUAAAGAAGAAUAUAAUGGUGCAGAGAGAGGGAGCAUCUUUAAUCACUAUCUUAAAACUCAUUCAGAAUCUUUUUGCUGUUCUUUUUGAAAUUCAUACAAUAUGGGUUGAUAUGAUUGGCAAUAUCUUAGAUGAUAAAAAUGCGGUCCAAAGCUUACUGGAUGCCAAAUAUGAUCUAGUUCUCACUGACCCAGCCACUGUAGCAGGAUUGGUAUUAGCUAAACAUCUCAAACUGCCCUCAGUGCUCAAUGUUCGCUGGAUCCCUGCAGGAGAUGGACACUAUGUGAUCGCCCCCUCACCCCUCUCCUAUGUCCCAUCCCUUGGAUCAGGAUUGACAGACAAAAUGACCUUCAUCCAGAGGGUCAAGAAUUUUUUCUAUCAUGGUGUUAUUGAAUACCAGCAGAGAUUUGUACUAGGGCCACGCUAUGAAUCCCUCUGUGAUAAAUACGUUGAAGGUGGAUGCAGCGUCACCUCACUCCUUCAAGACGCAGACAUUUGGCUGUUCAGAUCAGAUUUUGUUUUUGAUUUUCCUCGACCCACAAUGCCAAAUGUCGUCUAUAUGGGAGGGUUUCAGUGCAAACCAGCUCAGCCUCUGCCAGCAGACCUGGAGGACUUUGUUCAGAGUGCAGGUGAGCACGGAGUCAUCAUCAUGUCUCUGGGAUCCGUGGUUGAUGCUUUGCCUGAAGACCUUGCAGAUGCAUUUGCCAGGGUCUUUGCCAAGAUGCCCCAGAAGGUGAUCUGGAAGCACAAAGGAAAGACACCCUCUACUCUGGGCAACAACACCCUCAUGGUGGACUGGAUGCCCCAGAAGGACCUCCUGGGCCACCCUCAGACCAAAGCCUUUGUAGCUCAUGGAGGCACCAAUGGAGUCCAGGAAGCCAUCUACCACGGGGUCCCUGUUCUCGGCAUACCGGUGUUCUUUGACCAGUAUGACAACCUGCUACGCCUGCAGGAGAGAGGAGCGGGAAAGAUCCUGGACCUAGCUUAUGCCAACGAGCAAAGCUUUGAGCAAAUGCUCAAGGAGGUGCUCUAUCAGGACAGCUACAGACAGAACAUUCAGAGGUUGUCCCGUCUGCACAGGGACCAGCCGCUGGCACCCAUGGAUCAGGCUGUAUUCUGGGUGGAGUAUGUGAUACGCCAUAAAGGGGCUCCUCACCUUCGUACAGAGGCCUAUAAGAUGCCCUGGUACUCAUACCACUCUUUAGAUGUACUGCUAGUAUUGAUGACAGCAGUGACUGUGCUGCUGCUCUCAGCUUUAGCAGUUUUAAGGUUUCUAUGCUGCAGACGCAGAAGGAAGUCCAAAACCAAACAACACUGAUUCAGAUCAGAUUUGACACAAAGAAAAAUUCUGGAAUGAAUCCUUUUAAUCUUCGUAUUUUUAAAGAAAUUGAUAAGUUAAGUGAUUUCAUUGAUAUCUUAUCAUUAGUCAAGAGGUAAAUGGAAGUCAACAGCAUUGUUGACUUCCAUUUAUUGUUGCAUUGUUAGGAACAUUGUAAAAGUUGACAUAUUCCAAAGAUUUUAGCUUAAAUACCAAAAAGCCACGAGUGAUUAUUCAUUGAAAAUGAUGAUGCCAGCAGUACCAUAUGAAACGCUUGAAUCACGAUAAUAAAAGCUUCUUGUCUAGUUCACAUUAUGUACUCUACUCUUUGGGGCAAUGCAUGUCUGUGGCGCCAUAAGUUUUGUUGCCCUGAUUGGCUUGAAUGUGACAAACCUAAGGUAAUAUAUUCUACUGGCAAAUUACGGCACUUCCUCUCUGAGAUCAGUGGUGUCUCAGAUGCCAUCAAAGAUAUGCGGUCUGCAGCCAGACCACUCUCGAAAAGUUAAUUCUCACACAAAAUGAUUCUGUCUUGCUAAAUGUUGAAGCAUAAACAUCUCAGAAAUGCUCAAAGCCGCCAAGUUUACCCAUGUUAGUCAUUAUAGAGCUGUUUUAGUGGUGUAUUUGGCUAACCCUGUAGUUGAUUGGGCAGUGGGAAUCUAAAUGUGAAUGAGAUUUUGGAAAAGCCAGCCUGAAAUAUGUACCAAGAUGACAUC